This is a messenger RNA of Cajanus cajan (pigeon pea), 1654 nucleotides long. Its product is annotated as transcription factor TGA3. Gene Ontology annotation, molecular function: DNA-binding transcription factor activity; sequence-specific DNA binding. Lineage: Eukaryota; Viridiplantae; Streptophyta; Magnoliopsida; Fabales; Fabaceae. Gene Ontology annotation, biological process: regulation of DNA-templated transcription; DNA-templated transcription. The record is from RefSeq and is a predicted model, not a curated record.
AUAUUAAUCAGACAACUUAGCCAGUGAGUUUUCAGAUGUAUCUCUAUCUAUCUAUAUAUAUAUAUUUUCAAUUCUGAGCAUCAACUGAGGGUCUUUCGUGGACUGACCAAAUUCCAAGCUUGCAGAUUCUACCAAGCUAGCUAUAGUAUAGGUUGGUGCUCUUCCAUCUGUUGCAGUAUUAGCGUUUCGUUUGCUUCCAAUAUCGAUUCAUUGUCGUUUUGAGCAGAAGCUUAAUUGGACUCAAAGAACUCUUGUUUUAUCAUUUGGCCGUUGCAAGAGAUAAAUGAAAAUGGACAUAUACGAGCCAUUUCAGCAAGUUAGCAUGUGGGGGGACAGCUUUAAAGUUAAUGGUGGCCUGAAUUCAAUUGCUUCCCCAAUUUUAAUGGUUGACACUAGUAUGGAGAAUAAGUCUGAGUAUAUUCCUCAAGAAUCAAGAGAGCCUUCUGGAGCCGAUCAAGAGACUACUAAUAAAGAUGUUAAUAAGAUGUUAAGACGCCUAGCUCAGAAUCGAGAGGCCGCUAGGAAAAGUAGGCUGCGAAAAAAGGUUUAUGUUAAGCAAUUAGAAUCAAGCCGCUUGAAACUAUUGCAAUUGGAACUGGAAAUUGAGAAAGCAAGAAAGCAGGGUCUGUACAUGGGCACUACGUUAGAUGCCGGCUAUAUAGGGUCAUCAUCAGAAACAAUAAACCCAGCAAUUGUUGCUUUUGAAUUUGAAUAUGGACAAUGGGUUGAAGAGCAACAAAGGCGGAAUGAAGAACUUAGACAUGCAUUUCAAACGCAAGCACCUGAUGCACAGCUUCAUGCACUGGUUCAGAGUGUCUUAAACCAUUACUCAAGUCUUUUCCGAAUGAAAGCAGAUGCUGCAAAGGCUGAUGUUCUCUACUUAAUCUCUGGUGUGUGGAAAGCAUCAGUGGAGCGCAUUUUCCUUUGGAUUGGAGGGUCCCGUCCAUCACAGCUUCUAAAUAUCAUCGUCCCACAACUUGAGUUUUUGACUGAGGAACAAAUUAAUAGAAUUAACAACAUCCGCCUAUCAUCUCAGCAAGCUGAAGAUGCUCUUUCACAAGGACUGGAAAAACUUCAGCAGAGUUUGGUCAAUGACAUGGCAGUUGAUCCAUUGGGUGCAGGAAACUUGGGACUUCAGAUGGCUCUUGCUAUGGAGAAAUUUGAGGCACUAGAGGGUUUUGUAAACCAGGCAGAUCAUCUUAGGCAACAAACUCUGCUGCACAUGUCACGUGUCCUGUCAGCACAGCAAGCUGCUAGGGGCUUGCUGGCUCUUGGGGAAUACUUUCACCGUCUUCGCACUCUUUGUUCUCUUUGGGCUGCUCGUCCAUCUGAACUUCCAUAACUUAGCCUCCUCAGGACUCCACAAAUCACCUAAGAUUUGCUACUUCAGCUUCAACUGGAUCAUCUGUUAUGUGCUUUACACAACAGUUAAUCGAGUUUCGGAUAUGAAUAUAUGAGUAUGAAUGUGAGUUAAUGCCGUGUACUACUACUACCACCACCAUGAAGCAAAAUAUGUCAUUUGCAGCUCUUUGCGAGUGUGCUUGUACAUAAAUAGUGUAUCAUCUUUAGUACUAUUAUUAUGAAAAACUUUAGUAUCUUUCGACUAAAAUGUCUAUUAUUUUACUUUACUUUAUAGGUUUAUCAUUUUCUUUUC